Molecule: messenger RNA, 9174 nt
Organism: Plasmodium knowlesi strain H
Lineage: Eukaryota; Apicomplexa; Aconoidasida; Haemosporida; Plasmodiidae
Product: conserved Plasmodium protein, unknown function
Exons: 5
Coding region: 1-9174 (3057 amino acids)
Source: RefSeq, a predicted model, not a curated record
AUGGAGCGCCGAGUGAAGCAAGCGCGGGGAAAAGACACUUGCCUGAGGACGCUCGACGUCGACAUGAACAUGCAUGACCAAAUGAAAAUGAACAACUUCUGCAUGGGCACCAUGCCUAACAGCAGCCCGAGUGGCAUCCCUAACAGCGGCUGUAACUUAAAUGUACCAACAUCUCCAAACAUAACAAAUUAUGAAGGCGGUCAGAACAUUUUCAUGGGCCAAAGCGCAAAUGGGAACGAUUAUAAUAUAGCGGCCAAGCAGAAUAUGUUGAGUCAUCAGAGUGUUCCGCCUGGUCAGCACCCCUUCAUGAAUGCGGCUAAUUAUGGGGGCAAUUGUGCGACCAAUUAUGCGACCAAUUAUGGAGCCAAUUAUGCAGCAAAUUAUGGAGCCAAUUAUGCAGCCAAUUAUGCGACCAAUUAUGAUUGUAAUUAUGCUGGUAAUUAUGACGCAAAUUGUGACGCUAAUUAUGGAGCAAACUAUGCAGCGAAUUAUGACGCAAAUUGUGACGUCAAUUACGAUAGGAGAGCGAACGGCUCCGCAAAUGAAAACAAAGCGAAUUGGCAGAACGGGAAUUCCCUGGGAAGUACACACGGUGCGAGUAGCAUGCACAUGACAGUGAAUAAUGACCACUCGUCGUAUGUAAGAGAUGGGGAAGAGGCUUUGCGUCAGGCGAAACUUUUUAUGGGCAGAAAAAAUCUUGACAACGCAAGUGGCCCCAGCGCAAACAUGGCCCAGGCGUUGAAUUGUGGCCCAAGCAGUUUACAGUCAAGUGGGCACCAAGUUACGCAGGAAAAAAUGCAACAAAAAUUGCAGUCACAUGUGCAGUCACAUGUGCAGUCAAAUAUGCAGUCAAACAUGCAGUCAAACAUGCAGUCAAACAUGCAGUCAAAUAUGCAGUCAAACAUGCAGUCAAAUAUGCAGUCAAAUAUGCAGUCACAUUUGCCGCAAAAUGUUCAGUCAAUCCCCCGCGCGAGCAACAACCUGCACAACGUUAACCCUGAACAGAAGAAUGGAAAUAUGUGCAACUACAGUGUGCAACACAACAGUUCUACUCUGAACCCGGAGCACCAAAUGAUGAGCACACAGAACGGUUACUACCCCAGUAGUAACAGCAUGGGGAACGGGAAUAAUCCUAGUAUAAUGGGGGUGCCUUAUCGCCCGCACGAUAAUGUUCUAACCCCAAAUGUGCUCGGAAUUGCUGGAGCAAAUAUUUGCACGACGAACAGCGGCGCGCAAGGACACCCAAAUGGCAUAGCAAAAGGUACACAACAAAACCAGGGUGCCAUGAUCAGUACCCAAAUGAAUGCCUGGAAUGGGAAGUCCCAUAUCGGCAAGGGGGGCAGUGUGGUUGUUGGGGCGAGUAAUGUUCUUCUCUAUGGCAAUAAUAUUAUGAACGGUGAAGGUGUGAAGAUGGGGGAAGAACGUGCAAGAGGAACGGGAAGUAAUUACCAAGGCGUGGUGGAUGGCUACGAUGGCAAUUAUGGUAGGAGAAAUUACGGCAAUGGUAGCAGUAACGUUGAUAAGCGUCAUGGCAACGUUGGUGCAAGUUGCGUUGGCGGGGUUAACGACCCUGGUGGAAAUAUCAACAACCGCACCGCUAGCAAGGGUGCGUGCAGAAGUACCCAAUAUAAUAAGGGCAACAUAAUGACUCCUCAGAAAAAUAAGAGCAGUGUGGGGAUAAAUAUGAGUGGCAAAAAAUCUGAACACAUUAUGCAGAACGUUAACAGAGUAUUAGGUGCAAAUGGUCAGGUAGGAAGGAUGUUAGAAGUUCCACAGGAGGGUUCUUCCAUAUUGAAUAAUAUGGAAGUGUUAAACGAUUAUAAUAAAGUACAAGGUAAUUUUUGUGGAGGUGAGACUAGUACAGUACCCUCUUUUCCUAAUCUGAAUAAAAACGGUGUUAAUUUCGUCGACCCGCGGAAGGGUGCUGAGAGUUAUGUUUCGAUGAGCGGUGCCCCAUUGGGUGUUGCAAUGGGUAAUGCCAACGGAAUAGGUCCAUACAACAGUAGUAGUAUACAGAAUUUCACGGGCGUUGCGGAUCAUGGCAAGCAAGUGGUUGAAGUUAGCAAUACACACGGCCCUAAGCUUGACGCCGCCGCUCAGCAGUCGUAUUUGUUAAGCAGUAACAACACGGGAGGUGCACUCCCCGGAAGUAGUAACAUGGAGAACAGCUUCAUUGCGGGGGGGCCCAACCUGAUGAAUCAAGGGGGUAGUUCCUGGGCGAUGCAAAACGGUAGUGGUGUGAUCGGUGGUGCACCAGUUGGUGCUGGUCGUAGUGGUGGAAUCGGUGUCGGAAGCAACCCCGCGAGCAAUUUCCACAGUGGCUUAAACAGUUCCGGGCAAGUCCCUCAAAGGGUAGGCAAUUUUAUCACUAGGGGGAAUGCGAACGACCCAACUGGUAAUGGCAACGGUGCUGGGCAUAGCAUCGAUAAUAAUGCGAAUGGGAAUAUCGUGAGCAGUUACCACAAUAACAUGAACAACAAUUUUGUGAGGAAUAAUACUGAAUUUUUAAUGAACGCAAGGAAUGAUAAUAAGAGCAAUGAGGGUGGCGAUGCUUUUUUCAAUGGUAGUGGUCAUAUAGGUGGCAUGCUCCGAGCGGGGCACGCCGAUAGUUACGCGGGCGCGCACGGUAGCAAGCACGUCAGCACCAAAGAGACCCCAUUUCCAAAUGACAUGUCCAACAUGUCAACCAAAAGGGGAAACCAUCAGUUUAAUGUGGUAAAAAAUAUGAACAUGGUUCAGUCGAGCAGUUACCCUGCGAAUGUAGCCAAUAAUCACGACAUGCAGAUGAAUAACAUGAGUGGUUACCAUCAGCCACAUUCCAUGAAAGAGGCAAAUAGUAGCAUGACCGGUGUACUCCGUAGUUCGGUUAACAGCGCCAUGGUGAACGUGGGUCUGGGGAAUAAUGGCCAAGCAAGCCACUUCAAUUCGUACGGCAAAGUCGACAAUGACAACAACCACAACAACAACAACAACAACAACAACCACAACAACAACAACAACAUGGGCGACGGAGCGAAAGGAUCCUACCCGGAAAAUGCUUCUCUAAAUGGAAACAGAAUAUUCCUAUGCAGCAGUAAGUACCUUAACGGUAGUAGCACCGUGAGCGUUGGCAAUACACCUCAUGAUGGCAGUUUAAGUACACGGAAGAUGAACUCAACUGGGGGGGGUUGCAACAUGGCACCUCAAGGAUCAUUGAUGAAUACAUCGAGGAAGGAUAUAUCAUCCCCAGCGCAUAGUACAAAUGGAAAUUACAGUGCUAAAAAGGCAUUUUCCGGUGCCAAGGCAAACACGUCCAAUUUGUACUCGGCCAAAGGAGGGGAAUAUUAUCCUCCCAUGGGUAAUAACGGUGCAGUGAAUGGUACAACUGGUGUGUACGCGGGUAGUAAUGGGAAGAACACCGGUAUGAACAGCGAAAUGGGAAAUUCCUCCAAUAAUUCUCCUAUGAGUAUGUCCAGCCGCCAGGUGAACAACCUAACAACCUCGUUAACGAACACAGCGAACGAAAUUGAUCAUCUGACGAACAAUCUGACAAGUAGUCUUUCAAACACCAUGACGAAUAACGUAACCAAUAAUUUAAAAAUAGUGCACAAUAAUAAUAUUACGCAAAAAAUUAAUAAUAAUAUAUCCAUCAAUUUAUCAAACGGAAUAAAUGGUAUGAAGAAUGUUAACCUAACCAAUGUUCAUAAUUUCAAGAAGAAUGUUUUGGGGCAAGGAAGCGUGGGGAAUAUGCCUUCAAUGGGGGAGGUGAACAAGGGUAUAUCAAAGUUGGAAUCUCCGGAGAAUUUCGGAGACUCUGUUACCAUUGCUCCGGGUAGCAGUGGUAAUGGCAAUAUGAGUAAUAACGUGUACAGGGGGGAAGCAGCGACCGAGAGGCGCAAUGGAACGCUACCGAGUUAUUACGUGGGGAAUGGAAGUGGUGCUCAUGGAAGCCCUGUGAACGACGGCGGUGCCCAGAUGAACGGAAACUACGGUUUGCUAAAAAUGAUAACCAAGGGAAACAGUCUCAACUCAGCAGAUGCAAGAAAAGCUCUGAUGAUGCAGAGAAGAGGAGUAUUGGACUCAGGUGUAGGAACCACCCACGGAAAUGCAGAGAACAUUAGUGGCUCAGGAUCGAGGAGUACUGUUGGCACAAGCCAUAUUUCCCAAUUGAGCGUAAUGACGAAGGGGGCCAACGGUACUGCACCUAUGAGUAGUAUGAGCAGUUCUAUGUACAACAAUUUCCAUGAUGUACACAACAAUAAGAGUAUGGUGAGGAACCCCGUGAAGAUGAAGAACGCAACUGCCAAUGUUAUCAGUUCGGGUGGUAGGAUGAACGACCCAGUGCAUAAUAGAUAUGUACUAAACAGUGGAAGGGGAAGUGGUAGUGUGAGCUCCAAUCACCCAAUGAUGAAGGAGUCGGCAUUGAAUAAUAAGUUAAUGGCGCUGAACAGGAAUGGAGGGGUAUGCGAAGACAGCGGUCAGAAUUGCUACCCUGCUGAGGGAAACGGAAAUCACCUAAGUGGAAACUACAUAAUGGGUAAAGAAAAUAUGGAUUCACAUUUGGACCAGAAGGGUGAACUGUUAGGCUCUCCCACCGGGGGUAGUAGUAGGGGAUCUCCUUCCCAUUUGGAUAAAAAUGAAUUUUCCCUUUUGGGAAAAAAAAAAAAUUUCAAUGACAUACAUAAUAAUGGCAAUGGUAUAAUGGCUAGCUCGAAAAGGGGUUCUACCCAAUUAAACAAGGUUAUGCAAUCUGGUAACAUGGUUAGUAGCAGUGAUGAUAGUGAAGCUAUGAAGACUAUGCAGAGGGGAAAUAACUUGCCUGGUAUGCAGAGCACAAAUCGUGUUACCACAUCUGAGGUGAAUAGUGGGUUGAGCAACCCAAACCAUGUAGCUAUGGCGAAUGGGGCGAAUUUACCGAAUGGAGCAUUCGCCGCGGAAGAGAGUCUGCGGGCACAAGACAUGAGCAGAGUGUACAGCAGGGGUACCUCGAACUUUGAGCAGGAAACGAUUCAACAAAUGGGAGGAAGGGAUGGCUACUUCGGGAACGUCCAAAAUGGUGCCAGUGGAGGUAAUUUUAACUUGAACCAAGUGGGAGGCCCAGUUGAUCUGACCGUGAAUAGCAUACAUGGUGGAAGUAACCAUCCCCAUGGGGAGCUAUACUCUGGUAUGUAUGCUACCCCGAAUGAUGGGAAUAUGUAUGUCUACGGUAGUAGGGAUAGCGGAAACGUCGCGAACAGUGUGUAUGCAAACCAAGGAGGGAUGAGCACACAACAUGGUGGAAACUAUCCUUGUGUAAACCCUAACCAGUACAACAAUGGAAAUUUCUCCAAUUCCUAUGAAGAUCUACAGGAAAAUGGAAAAAGCGGGCAUGUACAGAACGGAUUCAACGAGACAAUGGAAGUUUCCCCACAGAACAAAGACCAGAAGACUCCCGUUAACUUAAACAAUAUUAUAAGCAUAAAUAACAAUUUUAAUAUGCUAAUAAAUAGCAUGAAUAUGGAUGGGGUGGGUGGAUUAAUUGGCAUGGAAAACAACAACAGGGGAGAUGCUAACAAUACCAAUGGUACAUAUUAUGGAAGUAGCAGUAAUGGUCAUGUUGGUAGUGCAAGUAAUCAUCUCUAUAGGGACGAUAUGAGUAUGGCCUAUGUACAAGGAAAUAAUUUCCCAAGGAAGGUAAGCAACAGUGCUGAUUUGGGAUCCCCUACAGGUGGAUACAACAGAAUGGUGAGGGAAACCGACGGAAAUAGUAACGCACUUGGUGCGAUGCAGGGGCAGAUGGAAUUAAGUAAUAAUGGGCAAGGAAAUGUCAUGGCGAUGAAUUACCCCAUGCACAAUGUAGGUAACAGGAGUGGGGAUUUGUGUUAUUCUGGGGAUGGGUCAGGUAUCUCCCCUACUUCAUCUAACAAUGGAAUGAAAUUAGAAAACGGAAACAGUUUACUCCACAGCGUAGGUAGGAACUGGCGUCUUCAGGACACUGCGAGUGCUACAUCGAAGUCGACAAGUAUAGGUAGCACUUUGUUUGAAGAGAACAUUCUGUCGAUAGGUGGAGGGAAUACACCUCACAAUGCAUUGGGCUUUGGAGGUGCUAAUGGGAAAAAUAACCUUGAGUAUAAGGUGCACAGUACAAAUAAUGCGCAAAUCCCCAUGUACAGUUGUAAUGCAAAUGGCUUUAAUGGUCAGGACCACCAUCCCCAGCUAGCCAAUAUGGUCAUGCAACAGAAUACUCAACAGAUGAAAUCUACAUCUGCAAAGGUUUCCUGCAAGAGGAAGAAAGUCGAUAGUGUAGGAGAAUCGAAUGGAAAAGUGAAUGGUAAAAAUGUGUCAGCUAAUAAUCCUAAGAGGGCAAGAAAAAAAAAAAAUGACAAUGUGAAUCAGGCCUCGGGGGUAUCCAAUAACGAGACAGUAUUGAAAUCCCCCCAGAUGGAAAUGAAUAACUGGAAUGGCUCUUUCUGCAUUUCCAAGGAACCUAAGGGUAAUGAUAAUAAGAGUGAAUGGACCAAUGAGACAAAGAACAUGCGCAAUGGACAAUCAUGCAUUGAAAUUAGAGACGAGGUAGACACGACGCUUAGGAACAAUGGAGAGGGAAAAAACACCACCUACCUGGAAGUAACUAGUGAGUGUAGAACUGCUGGGGAGAACUAUAUUACACCGAGCGUAACCAACGCUGAUGCAAUGGGAGGAGGAUCAGAGGAGAAUAGCAGAUUGGCAAAUACGCCAAAUGGUGCAAGUAGCAUUAAUCGUGAAAGUGCAAAUGUGGAAAAUGUGCAUUCAUCUUAUGUGAACAUAGAUGAAGGAAGUAGUAAUGUGGUAGGAGCAGAAGCCAUUGUAGCAGGAUGCAUUCCUCCUCCUCCUUCUCCUGAUGGGGCAUUGUCUACACAGGAAACCCAUUUCAGAAAUGCAGGUUAUCAGCUUUCCCCACGGAAUUUGGACGAAGCGGCUAAUGAUAAAUGUGUAAAGAACGUUUUGUAUCCAAGCUUAGGAGUGAAUAAUAGUAACAAUCAAGAGAAGGACGACGCGUCUACGGUGGAGAGUCCAAACAUGGUGAAUUCCCCCCGUGCAAAUGAUGCAAAGGAUGAACAGAAGAAUGCCAUCGAAAUGAACAUUAACAUGUCGAUCAAAAGUAUUGAGGAGUCUUUUACCCAAUACAAUGAUUCGAGAAAAAAUAAGGACACGGAAAAUGGGGAAAAUGGCGCCAUGGUGGUAGAUGUAGAUGAUAAUGGCACUUUGGCUAACCAGCGUGCCGACUGCAUGAAUGACGAAAGGAAUGAAAACCCAAACACCAAGAACUGUGAUAGUAGUAUUUAUUCCACUGUAGGAGAAAUAUUUAACCAACCCGAUGUGUGCAAUUCGAAUGAAGAACGUGAGGGGGAAAAUGGAGAUAGUUGUUCAGGCAAAGCGGAAAACAAGGAAGGAAGUAUCCCUGGCGAUAAGGACGUGCGCGAUAAGCCUAUUGACGAAUCACUUGUAGAAACGUCGAGGGAAACCAACGGGGAAGGUCAUGCAGCGAACCAAUCCGAUCAGGUGGAAAAGGGAGCGACACCCAAAUGUGCGAACGGGGAGAACAUCGCUUACGAUAGAAUAGUGCUGGAUGAUGUGUGUAAGAUGAACUACGACGAGCUGUACAUUAGUAACGGAGGGGAUAUUCUGAGGGAUGAAAAAGGUGCAGAAGCGGCAAAGGAAAAAAACUAUGAAGAUGAAGGCGAGGCAAAGGAAAAAAACUAUGAUGAUGAAGGCGCGGCAAAGGAAAAAAACUAUGAUGAUGAAGGCGCGGCAAAGGAAAAAAACUAUGAUGAUGAAAACGCGGCAAAAGAAAAAAACUAUGAUGAUGAAGACGCGGCAAAGGAAAAAAACUAUGAUGAUGAAAACGCGGCAAAAGAAAAAAACUAUGAUGAUGAAGACGCGGCAAAGGAAAAAAACUAUGAUGAUGAAAACGCGGCAAAAGAAAAAAACUAUGAUGAUGAAGACGCGGCAAAGGAAGGAGAAGCAUAUCUGGUGCAGAAGGGUCAUGACGAUUGCAGUACCACCUUCACGAAUGAUGAAAGGAAGGAUAGUGAAAAUGGUAUUCUGUCUGUGUAUAAUUUGGAGAACGGGGAAAAAUUUCAAGUAACAAAUAGAGCUUAUAAUAUUUUUGAAGAACAAAAGGGGAGUAAAAAUGCAAAAGAAUUUGAGGAAGGUGGUUCCACUGUAGGUGAAGUGGAUGAAGAGAAUCUGGAUGGAGAGGAACAGCGUGAGAAGGGAAGUAUGCAUUAUGCGUCUGAAGGGAAGGCGGAAAAUGGAGAUCGCCCAUUUGAUGUGGUUAAAAAUUAUGUCGGCGAAGAUGAUGAUGAGUGUGAUUACCCCGUCAAUGGGGAUGAACACAUUGAAGAAGGUACUACCAAUAAGGAUGGCGGCAGUGAAGACAAAUUUGCGAAGGAGCAAGGAGACGGAGAAGAAGUGGCACCUUUAGGAGAAACAGUGAAUGAAGAAAAAAACAAUAUCCUACAAGUAUAUGAUUUUAAAGAAGAGUACCUCAAGAAGCCACAGAAAAUUACACUUGUCUUGAGCCAGAAGAUACUCAAUGAGCUUGAAAUUAUUUACCAAAGAAUAAGAAAAGUGAAGUGUGCUGAUGGAGACCAAAUAAACUUUAGUGUUUGUAGAAAGGUUAAUCGCAGAGAAUUCACGGCAUUAUGGAGUUACCUAGCCGGCAUCAUGAACGGGAGUUACAGGAAAAACGGAAAAUUGAAAAUUGUUAAACUUGUUAGAUCUAAUAUGCUGCAGCAGAUUUUUUAUGAGAAGGGAGAAAAGCCAAGAGUGCUCACGCUCGAUUUUCAUGUAAACACCCCGGAGGAACUGCCCGACGUCCAAGGCGGCAUUGUACGAUUAGAAUCUUCAUUCAUAACGAAUGAGGCCACGAAGAGGGAACUGGACACUCUCAUAAAGGGAAAUUUUGACAUCACGAAGGAUUCCUUAUCCCUGUGCACUUCACCAGUUUUUAAUAUGUAUAAGAAUAGUAGCAAUUUCAGCAUGCUGUCUACGUUUCAAGGGGAAAUUAUUCAGUUGUACGUUUCCUCGGCGAAGGCAUGCAAGGGGAUCAUAGAAGUACACGAAGAUGGAAGUGGUUUGGAGAACGCAGAAAAGAAGUUUUUGAUAACCGUCCGUGCCAACUGCCCAGAUAUUCACGAAUUUUUGAAUAGUUUCUCUGAAGUCAUUUUUUAA